Messenger RNA from Exophiala mesophila, 1989 nucleotides. RefSeq lists its product as uncharacterized. The record is from RefSeq and is a predicted model, not a curated record. Lineage: Eukaryota; Fungi; Ascomycota; Eurotiomycetes; Chaetothyriales; Herpotrichiellaceae. The transcript has a single exon. The coding region runs from base 102 to 1871 and encodes 589 amino acids.
AGCAUACAAAAGGGCUCUCUUGGAACAACAACAUCUUCUUAUGAUUUGAAAGCUGCAAACUUCAACAUCUCCAUCCUCUGCCCGCCUAAGGCUUACCCACCAUGGCUACCUCUCCAAGUACUACACCAGCUCCCAAAAAACGACUCAUUGUCUGUUGCGAUGGAACCUGGAUGGACAGCGACGGCAACUACCAGACUCCAUCAAACGUCACUCGCAUAGCUCGUGCCAUACCACCCACUGGCCUGGACAAUUCCGUCCAUCCUCCACAGCCCAUUACUCAGAUUGUCUUCUAUCAGAAUGGCAUUGGCACCGGAUCAAAGUCUCUUUACACGAAAUACGUCGGAGGCAUCACCGGUGAAGGUCUCGCUGAACACAUUCGGGAGGCCUACAGCUCCAUUUGUCUCAACUACAACCCUGGGGACGACAUCAUUCUAAUCGGCUUCUCCCGGGGCGCUUUUACCGCCAGAAGCAUUUCAUCCCUCAUCAAGGCCGUCGGCCUCUUGACCGCCAACGGUCUGGCCUUUUUCAACCAGAUCUUUGAAGACUGGGAAUACCAACAGAAUCCUGACUUCAGAACAAAAUGGCCUGAUAUCCCAUUCCCGAACCACAAACCUCCCGUCACUGAUCCCACUUACCAGAAGGAACUCCUCAAAAGGAGACUCGUCAGGCCUGGUAUCAAGAUCAAGUGUGUCGCCGUCUGGGAUACUGUCGGUGGAUUGGGCAUUCCCCUCGUUGGCCUCUUGCCCCAGCCCCCGAGCAAGGAUUUUGCCUUUGUCGACACUCGUGUUGAAUCCAAUAUUGAAUACGCCUUUCAAGCCUUGGCCCUGGACGAGCAUCGAAGAGCAUACACACCCACCAUCUGGGAUUGGCCCAAGGACAAGUCGGACCUUAAGGUCUUGAAACAGACCUGGUUUCCCGGCGUCCACAGUGACAUUGGCGGCAGCUAUGACGACACUGCAUUGGCCAAUUUAACUCUUGCCUGGAUGGUGAGUCAAUUGGAGCCACUCUUGACCGUGGACAGAGGCUACCUGAUGGAACUCAUCCGGCCAACCAGUGGCUUACUCAACCCCAUCUCCAACGGCGAGAAUGGAAACAACAAUACCCACCGAGGCAGUAUCCCCCGAGUCAAUACACACGGAACCACCAGACCCUGGGGCUUGGGCAAGAUCCACGAUAGUAUGACGCCGUUUUUCCGCCUCGGCGGCAGUGAAACUCGCACACCCCACGAGUACCGCGAGCAAGAGAGCGCGGCGCAACACGGCACAGUACUAUGGAUAGGAAAGAAAAUUGCUCACCAAGUCACCUCGAUCUUCCGCCAGGCCGACACCAGUCUGAAGCCACGACUAGCCAAGACCAACGAAACGAUUCACUCGAGUGUACGCAUCCGCAUGGGUCGACACGGAUACGGGUACGAUGACAAGGGCACAUAUGCUUCGGAGGCAUUGCAAGGCUGGGUCAUGUACGGCGAGGAGACCGACCCCGACACCCCUAUCGCACUGGAUGCUCCUGGCCUGGUGGGAAAAAUGCGAGACGUGGUAUGGAAGAAGGCCGUUCCGCGCGAAGAGACUCUCGACAACGGCAAGGUACGAGUCGUCAGCUCCGGAGCCGACAAAACUACACUAGAAAUCCCUGAGGAGCCGCUGGGCGACUUUGAGCGUGAAAUCUUGAAGAUGUGGCCCGAAAUCAACAACAUUUUCGACUCCACGGGCCCAGGAGAGCAUGAACACAAUGUCAAGCGUGUCAAGACUUUUCCUCCCCGUGGCCACCACAAGGGUAGUGGUAGUGGGAGUGGUUCAGACUCCAGCGCGGGUAGAGAUGGCUUGACUUUGAAUACCCAGACAGACGCGCAGAGAAGAAUUGGAACGUCUUGAUUAUAAGCCUCGGGACAUUGAUUCAGCAUGAGGCGGAGUGUCGAGCAUUUGUGGUAGCGAGCGUGAGGAAAAGCGAUGGAUGUAUCAAACAAACACAGUUCAUGGACAUGGAAAUGGA